CUUUGGGAAAGGAGGGUUCCCCCAGGCAUCAUGUCAGCCCCAUAGUAACAACACCCACCCCACCAUUUGUGGUUUGCUGCACCCCACUUCUGGGGCACUGGUUCCAAUGAGAGAGGGCACACCGAACUCCGUCUGGCUGUUACUGAGGCGGAGACGGGUGAUGGUUGGCUGUCUGGGGCGAGAGGAGUUCUCGUGAUUGGCCGGAUCGGGGCACCCCAAGUUGGCCGACGCGGUGUGAGGACUCUCCCACGGAGGCUGGAACAAUCUGUGAGAGACCUCAGGCAGCCAUCGGGUGGCAGCGGGCACUCCGUCAGCGGUUGGAGCAGGACCAUCACCCCAGAGAACUGGGGCAGGGGGCCUUGCCCGAUCUCCAGGGCUCCUGGGGCCACUGCUGACCUGGCUGGAUGCAUCGGGCAGUGGACCCUCCAGGGGCCCGCACUGCACGGGAAGCCUUUGCCCUUGGGGGCUUAAGCUGUGCUGGGGCUUGGAGCUCCUGCCCCCCACAUCCCCCUCCUCGAAGCGCAUGGCUGCCUGGAGGCAGGUGCUCUGCCAGCAUUGGGCAGCCCCCACUUUCGGCUCCCCUACCCCCUUCACAUGGCAGUAGCUCUGGCCACCCCAACAAACCAUAUUACGCUCCAGGGACACCCACCCCAAGACCCCUCCACGGGAAGCUGGAAUCGCUGCAUGGCUGUGUCCAGGCGUUGCUGCGGGAGCCAGCCCAGCCAGGACUCUGGGAGCAGCUUGGGCAACUGUAUGAGUCCGAGCAUGACAGUGAAGAGGCCAUACGCUGCUACCACAGCGCCCUUCGUUACGGAGGAACCUUGGCCGAGCUGGGACCCCGCCUCGGCCGACUGCAACAGGCCCAGCUCUGGAAUUUUCAUCCUGGCUCUUGCCAGCACCGAGCCAAGGUCCUGCCCCCCCUUGAGCAAGUAUGGAACUUGCUGCACCUUGAGCACAAGCGAAAUUAUGGAGCCAAGCGGGGGGGUCCCCCAGUAAAACGAGCUGCUGAACCCCCAGUGGUGCAGCCUAUGCCACCUGCAGCACUCUCAGGCCCCUCGGGGGAGGAGGGCCUCAGUCCUGGAGGCAAGCGCAGGAGAGGUUGCAGCUCUGAGCAGACCGGCCUUCCUCCAGGGCUGCCGCUGCCUCCACCACCAUUGCCACCACCACCGCCGCCGCCGCCUCCACCCCCGCCACCACCACCACCCCUGCCUGGCCUACCCACCAGCCCGCCAUUUCAGCUGACCAAGCCGGGACUGUGGAGUACCUUGCAUGGAGAUGCCUGGGGUCCCGAACGCAAGGGUUCAGCACCCCCAGAGCGCCAGGAUCAGCGGCACUCGCUGCCUCACCCCUACCCAUACCCAGCUCCAGCCUACACCGCACACCCCCCUGGCCACCGGCUGGUCCCGGCUGCACCUCCAGGCCCAGGCCCCCGCCCCCCAGGAGCAGAGAGCCAUGGCUGCCCACCUGCCACCCGUCCCCCCGGAAGUGACCUUAGAGAGAGCAGAGUUCAGAGGUCGCGGAUGGACUCCAGCGUUUCACCAGCAGCAACCACCGCCUGCGUGCCUUACGCCCCUUCCCGGCCCCCUGGCCUCCCUGGCACCACCAGCAGCAGUAGCAGCAGCAGCAGCAGCAGCAACACUGGUCUCCGGGGCGUGGAGCCCAGCCCCGGCAUUCCCAGCCAUUACCAAACUCCCGCGCUUGAGGUCUCCUCUCACCAAGGCCGCCUGGGGCCCUCCACACACAGCAGUCGGAAACCAUUCCUGUCGGCUCCCACGACCACUUCCCACCUGCCCCUUCCACCUGGCCCCCCAUCGCCUCCACCUCCGUGUCCCCGCCUUUUACGCCCCCCACCUUCCCCUGCCUGGCUGAAGGGUCCGGCCGGCCGGCCAGCCCGAGAUGACGGCGAGAUCUUAGAGGAGCUCUUAUACGGGCCCGAGGGACGCCACCGCCCGCCCCCUCCACACCUUCCCCAUCGCGAGGGCUUCUUGGGGCCCCCAGCCCCCCGCUUUUCCGUGGGCACUCAGGAUUCUCACACCCCUCCCACUCCCCCAACUACUACCACCACCACCAGCAGCAGCAGCAGCAGCAGCAACAACAACAGCAGCGGCGGCAGCGGCAGCAACGGCAACAGUAGUGGCAGCGGCAGCAGCAGCAACAAUGGCAGCCACAGCAGCAGUGUGUCUUUCCCCCCACCUCCAUAUAUGGCCAGAAAUAUGGACCCCCUUCCCAGACCCCCCAGUCCGAUACUGAGCCCCCAGGAUCCACCUCUCGCUCCCCUGACUAUUGCCCUGCCUCCAGCCCCACCCCCCUCCUGCCACCAAAAUACCUCAGGAAGCUUCAGGCGCCCGGAGAGCCCUCGGCCCAGGGUCUCCUUCCCAAAGACCCCCGAGGUGGGGCCAGGGCCUUCCCCAGGCCCCCUGAAUAAACCUUCCCAGCCUGUGCCGCCCAGGGUUGGGGAGCUGCCUGCCCGUGGCCCACGACUCUUUGAUUUUCCUCCUACCCCAUUGGAGGACCAGUUUGAGGAGCCAGCGGAGUUCAAGAUCCUGCCCGAUGGACUGGCCAACAUCAUGAAGAUGCUAGACGAAUCCAUCCGCAAGGAGGAAGAGCAGCAGCAGCAGGAGGCAGGCGUCGGCCCUCCACCGCCCCUGAAGGAACCCUUCCCACCUCUGCAGUCUGCGUUUCCCACCGACUCAUCCCCGAGCCACACUGCUGCCACCUCUGCUGCCGCCGCCACCACCACCGCCACCUCCCCAGCCACGCAGGAAGAGGAGAAGAAGCCACCACCAGCCCUGCCACCGCCACCGCCUCUAGCCAAGUUCCCUCCGCCCCCCCAGCCGCAGCCUGCGCUCCCCCCUGUCCCCCCGCCAGCCAGCCCAGCCAACUUGCUCAAAUCCUUGGCCUCUGUGCUGGAGGGACAAAAGUACUGUUACCGGGGAACUGGAACCACUGCUUCCACCCGGCCUGGGCCCCUGCCCGCUACUCAGUAUUCCCCUGGCCCCCCAUCAGGUGCUACCGCCCCACCACCAUCCACCUCAGUGGCCCCCGGUGCCCAGGGCUCCCCAAAGCCCUCUGCUUCCUCUUCAUCUCAGUUCUCUACCUCAGGUGGGCCCUGGGCCCUGGAGCACAGGGCAGGCGAGGAGCUAGCCCCAGGACCCAUACCCCCCGCCCCCCAACCUCCACCCCUCCCUUUGCCUCCUACUCGCUCUGAGUCUGAGGUGCUAGAAGAGAUCAGUCGGGCUUGUGAGACCCUUGUGGAGCGGGUGGGUCGCGGUGCUGCAGACUCGGCAGACCCGGUGGACACUGCAGAUCCAGUGGACAGUGUGAAUGAGCGACUGCUGCCACCUGUCCAGGCCAAGGAGGAGAGCUCUGGGGUUGUGGCAGCGACGGGAGCCUGCGGCAGCAAGCGGCGGCAGAAGGAACACCAGAAGGACCACCAGAAGGAGCACCAGAAGGAGCACCAAAAGGAACACCGAAGGCACAGGCGGGCCUGUAAGGACAGUGUGGGUCGGCGGCCUCACGAAGGCAGGGCCAAGGCCAAGGCCAAGGCCCCCAAAGAAAAGAGUCGCAGGGUUCUGGGCAAUCUGGACUUGCAGAGCGAGGAGAUCCAGGGUCGGGAGAAAGCCAGGCCUGAUCUCGGCGGGGCCUCCAAGGCCAAGCCCCCCACGGCUGCCGCCCCUCCGCCAGCUCCCGUCCCCUCAGCUCAGCCCACACCCCCGUCAGCCCCUGCCCCUGGGAAGAAGACUCGGGAGGAAGCUCCAGGGCCACCCGGUGUCAGCCGGGCUGACAUGCUGAAGCUGCGCUCACUUAGCGAAGGGCCCCCCAAGGAGCUAAAGAUCCGGCUCAUCAAGGUAGAGAGCGGCGACAAGGAGACCUUCAUCGCCUCUGAGGUGGAAGAACGGAGGCUUCGAAUGGCUGACCUCACCAUCAGCCACUGUGCAGCUGAUGUUGUGCGCGCUAGCAAGAAUGCCAAGGUGAAAGGGAAAUUUCGAGAGUCCUAUCUGUCGCCUGCCCAGUCUGUGAAACCGAAGAUCAACACUGAGGAGAAACUGCCCCGGGAAAAGCUCAACCCACCCACACCCAGCAUCUAUCUGGAGAGUAAACGGGAUGCCUUCUCACCAGUGCUGCUACAGUUUUGUACAGAUCCCCGAAAUCCCAUCACUGUCAUCCGUGGCCUGGCUGGCUCCCUCCGACUCAACUUGGGACUCUUCUCCACCAAGACACUGGUGGAGGCAAGUGGUGAGCACACUGUGGAGGUACGCACCCAGGUGCAGCAGCCCUCAGAUGAGAACUGGGAUCUAACGGGCACUCGGCAGAUAUGGCCCUGUGAGAGUUCCCGUUCCCACACCACCAUUGCCAAGUACGCACAGUACCAGGCCUCGUCUUUCCAGGAGUCCCUGCAGGAAGAGAAGGAGAGUGAGGAUGAGGAGUCGGAGGAGCCGGACAGCACCACGGGAACUCCUCCAAGCAGCACCCCGGACCCGAAGAACCAUCAUAUCAUCAAGUUUGGCACCAAUAUCGACCUGUCCGAUGCCAAACGGUGGAAGCCCCAGCUGCAGGAGCUGCUGAAGCUUCCCGCCUUUAUGCGGGUAACAUCCACAGGAAACAUGCUGAGCCAUGUGGGCCACACCAUCCUGGGCAUGAACACUGUACAGCUGUACAUGAAAGUCCCUGGCAGCCGAACACCAGGCCACCAAGAGAACAACAACUUCUGCUCUGUCAACAUUAACAUCGGCCCUGGCGACUGUGAGUGGUUUGCGGUCCACGAACACUACUGGGAAACCAUCAGCGCCUUCUGUGACCGGCACGGCGUGGACUACCUGACAGGUUCCUGGUGGCCAAUCCUGGAUGACCUCUAUGCUUCCAAUAUCCCUGUAUAUCGCUUCGUGCAGCGCCCUGGAGACCUCGUGUGGAUUAAUGCGGGAACCGUGCACUGGGUGCAGGCCACUGGCUGGUGCAACAACAUAGCCUGGAAUGUGGGGCCCCUCACCGCCUAUCAGUACCAGCUGGCCCUGGAACGAUAUGAGUGGAACGAGGUGAAAAAUGUCAAAUCGAUUGUGCCCAUGAUUCACGUGUCCUGGAAUGUGGCUCGAACAGUCAAAAUCAGCGAUCCCGAUUUGUUCAAGAUGAUCAAGUUCUGCCUCCUGCAGUCCAUGAAGCACUGCCAGGUGCAAAGAGAGAGUCUGGUGCGGGCCGGGAAGAAAAUCGCCUACCAGGGCCGGGUGAAGGACGAGCCGGCUUACUACUGCAACGAGUGCGACGUGGAGGUCUUCAACAUCCUGUUUGUGACCAGCGAGAACGGCAGCCGCAACACAUACCUGGUGCACUGUGAGGCCUGUGCCAGGCGCCGCAGCGCUGGCCUCCAGGGUGUAGUGGUGCUGGAGCAAUACCGCACAGAGGAGCUGGUACAGGCCUACGACGCCUUCACGCUGGCCCCAGCCAGCUCCUCGCGGUGAGGCCGGACGCCCCGCACGCCUGUCCAUCCGUCGUCUGCAGGGCGCCGCGGGGCCACCAGCACACGCCUGGGCUGGACCUAGGUCCUGCCUCUGGCCUGGAAGGGGGUCGGCCCGGCCUUUCCCCCCCAUUUGGCAGCUCCCCUCAUUUAAUUUAUUAAGAAAAAAAAUUUUUUUAAGCAAAUAGGAGGGAAAAAUAAAAAGGGAGACGGCGGGGGUGGGUGGGGCAGGGGACGCUGGCAGCCCCUAGCCCCCCGGCCUUUCCCUUCACCGACUUUGGCCUUUAGCAACAGACACAAGGACCAGGCUCCAGCGGCGGGGGUCGCAUACGGGUUCCCUCUCGCUCGCCAGCAUGCGGCUCGUGUUGUAUGUACAUAGACUUUCGACGGCAGCCGAGGUGUUUCAUGAGAUUCUAUGGGCUUUACCCCUCCCCGAGAACUCCUUUUUUUUACUUCCAAUGCUAGCUGUGACGCUGUACAUGUCUCUUAAUUCACUUGGUUAUGAUUUGUACUUUCUGUUUGUUUUCUUUUUUUAAUUUAUAACAGUCCCACUCACACCUAUUUAUUCAUUUUUGACCCCCCAUGCCUUCCCGACCAUCCCACCCACCCGCCCUUUUAGGGACUGCCUGCCACCUGGCGCUCCCUGUGUCCCGGUGUGUGUGGCCGGCCUGUCUCUGCCUGCCCUCGGCUCCAGCCGGGUUCUCUUGGUGCUCAAACCCGCUCCCCUCCUCGAAGUCCUGUCCUGCACUUUCUCGGACCAGUCCCCGCACUCCCAACCGACCCCAUCCCAACCCUGCCUGAGGGUGAGCGACUCCUGUACUGUAGGGGAAGAAGUGGGAACUGAAUGAAAUGGUAUUUUGUAAAAAAUGAAAUAAAUAAAGAAAAAAUUUUUUUAAAGUUUUAAAGAAAGAACUAUGAGGAAAAGGAACCCUGUCCUUCCCAGCCCUGACCAGUUUAAAACGACAAAACAAAACGAAACACGGACCUUCCCUUCUGCCCCCUUUUACGCGUGGAAACAGCCUAGGGGCAGGGACACCCAGGAGAAAUCCUCCGGGGCUUCUUUUUUGGGUUUGUCAGGUUUUUUUUUUCUCGUGCUAGGCUGCGGGAGGGAUGGGGGUGGGGGGUUCCAGUCCUGCCCCCCUCUCGCUGCACUGUCUCUCUCUGCCCCAGGGGCAGAGGGGUCUUCCCAACCCUACCCCUAUUUUCGGUGAUUUUUUUGUGUGCGAAUAUUAUUGAAAAUAAAGUCCAGAAAAUGAAAA
This is a messenger RNA of Suncus etruscus (white-toothed pygmy shrew), 6708 nucleotides long. It is a transcript of the gene KDM6B, whose product is annotated as lysine demethylase 6B. The transcript is spliced from 24 exons. Bases 405 to 5453 code for a protein of 1682 amino acids. The record is from RefSeq and is a predicted model, not a curated record. Gene Ontology annotation, cellular component: MLL3/4 complex. Gene Ontology annotation, molecular function: histone H3K27me2/H3K27me3 demethylase activity; RNA polymerase II cis-regulatory region sequence-specific DNA binding; chromatin DNA binding. Gene Ontology annotation, biological process: regulation of gene expression; heart development. Lineage: Eukaryota; Metazoa; Chordata; Mammalia; Eulipotyphla; Soricidae.